GAUGGCCGGAGAGAGAGACUGACCCCCAUCUCCAAGCCCAUGAGGGGCAAGGCGUAUUCUGUCCCAAAGAUGGGGAACAUCAGUACAGAAAACGCCUCGCUGACCUGCCCCAUCGACCACACCAUCCACCAGACACUGGCCCCGGUGGUCUAUGUGACCGUGCUGGUGGUGGGCUUCCCAGCCAACUGCCUGUCCCUCUACUUCGGCUACCUGCAGAUCAAGGCCCGGAACGAGCUGGGGGUGUACCUGUGUAACCUGACCAUCGCGGACCUGUUUUAUAUCUGUUCCCUCCCCUUCUGGCUGCAGUACGUGCUGCAGCACGACCACUGGUCCCACGGUGACCUCUCCUGCCAGGUGUGCGGCAUCCUCCUUUACGAGAACAUCUACAUCAGCGUGGGCUUCCUCUGCUGCAUCUCCAUCGACCGCUACCUGGCCGUGGCCCACCCCUUCCGCUUCCACCAGUUCCGCACCCUGAAGGCGGCCGUGGGUGUCAGUGUGCUCAUCUGGGCCAAAGAGCUGCUGACCAGCAUUUACUUCCUCAAGCAUAAGGAGGUCAUUGAAGACGAAGACCGGCACCGCGUCUGCUUUGAGCAUUACCCCAUCCAGGCCUGGCAGCGUGGCAUCAACUACUACCGCUUCCUGGUGGGCUUUCUCUUCCCCAUCUGUCUGCUCCUGGCCUCCUAUCAGGGCAUCCUGCGGGCUGUGCGCCGCAGCCACGGCACACAGAAGAGCCGCAAGGACCAGAUUCAGCGGCUGGUGCUCAGCACUGUGGUCAUCUUCCUGGCUUGCUUCCUGCCCUACCAUGUGCUGCUGCUGGUACGCAGCCUCUGGGAGGCCAGCUGUGAGUUUGCCAAGAGCAUCUUCAACAUUUACCACUUCUCCCUCCUCCUCACCAGCUUCAACUGUGUAGCUGACCCGGUGCUGUACUGCUUCGUCAGUGAGACCACUCACAGGGACCUAGCCCGCCUCCGAGGAGCCUGCCUAGCCUUCUUUACCUGCUCCAGGACAAGCAGGGCCAGGGAAGCCUACCCUCUGGGGGCCGCUGAGGCCUCUGGGAAAAGUGGAGGCCAGGGUGAGGAGCCUGAGUUGUUAACCAAGCUCCACUCAGCCUUCCAGACCCCUAACUCUCUGGGAGUGGGAGGGCCCUCCACAGUUGGGUUGGCCUAGCUUGAGUUGCCUGUAUGUGAGGCUAAGCUAAGCCUAUGCUUUCAUCAACAGGCCUUGUGUUCUGGAGCUUGCACGGUGGCUGUCUCCCACUUUGCCAUGUACAGGUGCCUCUUUCCUCAGGAAGGAACAAUGAUCUUGGGCCACAGCCAGGCCCAUCUGGUCUCUAGAAGCCUGCUCCAUGUGCCUGGCCAGGGCACUGUUGAGGGCAUGAAUGAGCCCUGUCUUCUCUCAUGUUCUCUGCUGCCACCUGGCCCACAGGUGGGAGGGAGUCAGAAUGGUCACUUCCGGGAGGUUUACAAAGAGCAGCUUAGGUGGGGGUGUGGAAAAGGAGAGUAGGGACCUGGGUGUUCACCUGCCACGCCUUCCAGUGCUACUGUCGUCACAGAUGGUACCAGCCAA
Acomys russatus (golden spiny mouse) is the source of this 1566-nucleotide messenger RNA. RefSeq names its product G protein-coupled receptor 68 (gene Gpr68). The coding region runs from base 40 to 1167 and encodes 375 amino acids. Lineage: Eukaryota; Metazoa; Chordata; Mammalia; Rodentia; Muridae. The transcript has a single exon. Gene Ontology annotation, biological process: G protein-coupled receptor signaling pathway; cellular response to pH. Gene Ontology annotation, molecular function: G protein-coupled receptor activity. Gene Ontology annotation, cellular component: membrane. The record is from RefSeq and is a predicted model, not a curated record.